This is a messenger RNA of Monomorium pharaonis (pharaoh ant), 2297 nucleotides long. Its product is annotated as phospholipase A2 group XV. Lineage: Eukaryota; Metazoa; Arthropoda; Insecta; Hymenoptera; Formicidae. The transcript has 7 exons. Gene Ontology annotation, biological process: lipid metabolic process. The record is from RefSeq and is a predicted model, not a curated record. Bases 33 to 1262 code for a protein of 409 amino acids.
UCGUUUUCCAAAUCCGUGGCCGUGAACGAACAAUGCACCUGGCGGCUCUCCUGAGCGCGAUAAUCGUUCUCUUACUCGCCGCGCGACCGGUGACAUCCGCGCCCUGGUACACUAAAACAAACCAAGUAUCACCUGUUAUUUUGGUUCCAGGUAAUGGCGGCAGCCAGGUCGAGGCUAAGAUUGACAAGCCGUCGGUGGUGCAUUACAUCUGCGAAAAAAAGUCCAACGAUUACUUUAGCCUAUGGCUGAACAUGGAACUGCUUGUACCUGUUGUGAUAGACUGCUUUAUCGAUAAUCUUAAAUUACAAUACGAUAAUGUGACGAGAACUACCAGUAAUCAGCCUGGAGUGGAAACAAGAGUACCAGGAUGGGGUGAUCCAUUUGUAGUUGAAUACAUAGAUCCCAGCAGGGCCUCGCCAGGCUCGUACUUCAAGGACAUUGGCAAUAUGCUUGUGAACGACUUGGGAUAUGUUAGAAACCUAUCACUGCGCGGCGCACCUUACGACUUCAGAAAGGGACCUAGCGAGAAUGAAGAAUUCUUUGCCAGGCUGAAAGUUCUGGUGGAGAAAACGUAUGUAAUGAAUAAUAAUACGCCAGUGACAUUACUGGCUCACAGCAUGGGUGGUCCUAUGAGUCUCAUAAUGUUACAGCGUCAGAGUCAAAAGUGGAAGGACAAAUACAUAAAUGCUCUAAUCACGCUUGGUGCUGUAUGGGCAGGAUCUGUCAAGGCUAUCAAAGUAUUUGCCAUUGGAGAUGACUUAGGCACAUAUUUUCUUAGUGAAAGUAUAUUAAAAAACGAACAGAUAACAAAUCCAAGUUUGGGAUGGUUGUUACCGUCAAAACUAUUUUGGAAAGACACAGAGAUUUUAGUACAAUCAGACCAGAAAAAUUAUACGUUGAAUGAUUUACAACAAUAUUUUAAAGACAUAGAUGUUCCUAACGCUUGGGAGUUCAGAAAAGACAAUGAGAAAUACCAAUUAGAUUUUACAGCACCAGGUGUCGAAGUACAUUGUUUAUAUGGUAGCAAAGUGGACACUGUAGAAAAAUUAUAUUAUAAAGGUAAGAGUGUAAGUGGUUAUCCACAAUUAAUAGUUGGGGAUGGCGAUGGAACUGUGAAUCUAAAGAGUUUGGAAGCAUGUACACAUUGGCAGAAGUCACAAAAACAAAAAAUUUAUAAUAAAAGUUUUCCUGGAGUUGAUCACACUGAAAUCUUGAGAAAUAAUGACGCUUUAGCAUACAUUAAGACAUUUCUAAAAGUGUAACAUGAUUUUUACUAGUAUUAAUGAUAUGCGAAAGAAUGUAACAAAUUAGCUAAUUUAAAUUUUUCUAACAUUUUUAUAUGUUAAUCUAUAAAUUUAUAUCUAAAAUGCAAUAUAUAUAAAUUAUUUUAAUGAUUAAAACUAUUAAAAUAAGGUUUUUACUAAUUUAAUGAAAUAAUUUUAUCUAUAUUUUCAAUAAUUUAUUGGCAAAAAAUAUGAGGCAGUUUAAUUGAAAAUAUAUUUUUAUUAACUACAUUCAUUAAAAUAUAUCAUUACAUUAAUAUAUCAGCAAAUAUCAAUUGGGAAUAUUAUAAAGUGGUGCAAUUACAAAAAUGUUCUAAAUAUCAACAUUUAACUGGCUAUCCUCUCAUUUUCUAUAAAUAUAAUACUUUUUCUCCUCAUGCGUAUAUAUUUAUAUAUUUAGUAUUAUCAAUUUUUAUGAUCUCAUAACAAAAAAUAAGUUAAAAUGACUAGCGAUAUAUAGUAUAACACACACACACACACACACACACACACACACACACACACACACACACAAGCGCGCGCGCACAUCUGUACAGCAACAUAUUUUUUUAGUGGCUGGUAUAGCACAUUAGAAUAACAAUGAAAUCUCUCAGAUUCAUAGUCUGCUAGUCGGAACUCCAUUGUAUUGUAAAUAUAUCCUAAUAUUAUAUUUACAUUGAUUUAUAAUUGCCAUGUGUGUGUGUUGUAAAUACUUAUAAUAAUAUAUUAUAUUAUUAAUAUAUUAUUAAGACUCAAGAAAUUUGAUGUAAGAAGCAUUCUCUUAGGAAAGAGAAGUCUUCUCAACAAACACAUUUUUCAAAUUUAUAAAAUAUUUACAACUUCACAAUUUUCUUGGUAAUAUCCACAAUUUUCUUGGUAAAUGUAAUCUUGCAUCUUUUGGUAUAAAUAAAUCCGUAAACACACAUAGACUUAUAUUUAGAAUAAACACUUAUCAGAGCACAGUAAAAGUUUCUACAAAAUUAUAUUUAUGUACAAAAUGGUGAAAAAUAAUAAAUAUCUUAUGUGAAAUGUAAA